CCCCCAAUCACCGUCGUCAAAUGCCUCACUGCGUCAGGAAGAAGCUCGCUCCGCCUGCUUAUUUUGUCUGCCUAAUCCUCUCACCACCAGACAGACAGACUUUGGCAGAAAGUCAAACUGCCUGCUGGAGAGCCAUUCCUCUCGUGGAGCCUUAACCUGAUCUUUCUUCGCACUCGAUACCAUGCCGAUUGCCAAGCAUAAUUUUCCCAUCAUGGCAAACCGGAGACAUCGGCGAAAUGCGUCGUCGUCGUCGUCGUUGUCGUCAUCGCCAGGUCAUGCAAAUGGCCUUGGCCAUGGUUUAUCCAGCCCCCGCAAUUCCAACUCUCACUACUCUGCUCGCCUUGCCCGCCCGCCCCAAACCACUGCCAAGCCUAUCCCACUUUGCUCUGAUGCGAGCUCUCUUCCCGACUUUUUGUCCUUCUGAACCUAAUCUGGAUUGCAUCUCGACUCAUGUGUCGACCACUGCACAGAUGUUGCGGCCAGCCAACGCAGGGCUCCUGCAACCCCGGAUUCAGGGUGGUCAGGACCGGCCGACGCCACUGAUAUGGCCAGCUUCUCUGGCGCGUCGGCAUCCCCUUCCAUCCUGCCUUUGCCAAAGCGAACGGUCUCCGAUCCUGGUCAAGCUGAAAAUGGCCGUUGCAACGGCCGCCGAUAGCACUUUUCUUGCACGGCCGCCCAGCAGUGGCAUCCUGCAAACACGGCCACAAAGAGCUACAAACGCCGAAGACCUUGGGCCUCGUGACAGUUUUGGCUCCCCAUGCGGCUUGCCAAGUCCACACCCCAUUCCUCCCCUCUUGAGCAAACGCUUUUUUCUGGUUAAUAUCCGUACGUCAGUGCAUGUACACACGGGUACUAUUGUCUGCGCGCAGCGAAGAUGACACCCAGAAAUAGCCCAACCCAGUCCAUGUUCUGGAGGGAACCACUUCCCAA
Molecule: messenger RNA, 930 nt
Organism: Colletotrichum navitas
Lineage: Eukaryota; Fungi; Ascomycota; Sordariomycetes; Glomerellales; Glomerellaceae
Exons: 2
Coding region: 237-878 (213 amino acids)
Source: RefSeq, a predicted model, not a curated record